GGCGGCUGCGGCUGCAGUUUAAAUUAAUGUCAACCUGCCUGUUAGCCGGGAGAACAAACUGAGCGCACUUAGCGAAGCUUGGCCGCUCCUCACACACCGACAUGGCUCGGCGGCCGAGAAACAGUGUUUACAGUAGUGAGGAGGAUGAGGAGGAGACCGAGAUGUAUGACCAUGAUUAUGAGGGAUCCAUCAACAAGGCGGGGAAACGCCACCUGGGCAAAACACGCUGGACACGAGAAGAGGAUGAGAAGUUGAAGAAACUUGUUGAGGUCCAUGGAUCUGAAGACUGGAAAGUCAUUGCAAGCUUACUAUCAAACCGCACAGAUGUGCAGUGUCAGCACCGGUGGCAAAAGGUUCUCAACCCAGAACUCAUCAAAGGCCCUUGGACCAAAGAAGAGGACCAGAGGGUGAUUGAACUCGUCCAGAAGUACGGAGCUAAGCGCUGGUCGGUGAUCGCCAAACAUCUGAAGGGCCGCAUUGGCAAGCAGUGCCGUGAGCGCUGGCACAACCACCUGAACCCGGAGGUGAAGAAGACAUCGUGGACAGAGGAGGAAGACCGAAUCAUCUACCAAGCGCAUGAGAAACUAGGCAACCGCUGGGCGGAAAUCGCCAAGCUGCUCCCCGGCAGGACUGACAAUGCCAUAAAGAAUCACUGGAACUCCACCAUGAGGCGGAAGGUGGAACAGGAAGGCUACCUUCAGACAACGUCAAAGAGCACCAGCUCGCCCCUGUCCAUCAGCCAUACCUACAUCAAGACCCCCAACCACAUCAUCGGUUUCCCCACCCACUCGUCCAAUCACACGCCGUUGCCUCCUGUAUCGCCGCUCAACUACACAUACAUCUCCGACACACACCGAGUGCCGUUCCCGAUGGCCUUGCAGCUGAACAUUUUGAACAUUCCCCAGCAUGGAACUGCUGCUAUACAGAGACACUAUAGUGAGGAGGACCCCGAGAAGGAGCAGAGGGUGAAGGAGAUCGAGCUGCUGCUCAUGUCGGCGGAGAACGAGCUGCGAGGCCAGCCAUCACUACCACCAAUCAGUUUGUCGUAUCCCAGUUGGCUCAGCCAAAGCUCCGUGACUGACAGCUCAGAGGGCGUGGCUUUGUCAUUACCUCGCUAUCAGGCUGCUGCCCCUGCCCUGCCUGUUGACCAGGGGUGCCUCCCAGAAGAGAGCGCCUCCUCGACACGCGCACACAACAACAAUAACAAUAACAACAACACUCGCCACCAGCACGGCAGCACGGCAUUCUCAAAUACGAUGCCAGAGUUCAUGGAAUCCGUCAUUGAUUCAUUUCUCAACCCAGAACACUCAGAUAGCAACAGUCUACCAAUGAGCCCGCCCGCAGACUCCAAGCACCUGAUAGACCCGGCCCUCCACCGUAACCACACCAUCAGGGCUCAGAAGGAGAAUGAAAUAUUAAGAACUUCCAACAUGCGACGGUCCAUGUUAGAGUCCUCUUCGCAGACUCCAGCUCCUUUCAAGUCGGGCCUGAGCUUGCAGGAGAACAAAUAUGGACCCCUUAAACUACUGAAUUCCCCAAUGAAUCACUUGAUAGUUGAGUCAAUUAAACAGGAGCCUAUGGAGUGCGCCAUUGAGCCGCCGCCUCUGAAGAAGAUAAAACAAGAGGUGGAGUCCCCUUGUGAGCGGAGCCUGUGCAUGCAGUGGGAAGGACAGGACCUCCACAAGCAGCUCUUCUCGCCCACUGACCCGGCUCAGGAGGUACCGGACCUACUUACAAGUUCGUUAUUGCAUGAAGAUGGGCAUAAAACCUACAACCUUACUCACAGGGCCAUGGGUAGCCCACCACAGCAGCAGCUCACUUCUUGGGAACAAGUGACUUGUGGGAAAACGGAGGAGCACAUUUUGGCGUCCGAGCAGAGCUACAAGUACAUCAACACUUAUCCUACAAGGACGCUGGUCAUGUAGCCGCAGACUCACGCUGAUCUGGAAACAUUAACGUUCCUGCACUGGACGCAGCACAGUGCAUUUCAUAUUUGUUGUGGUACAACAGUUGGGAGAGGCUUCAAGCCAUCUGUGUUUCUACACUCACACUUGUUGGAUUCAAACCAACCAAAGACUGUUCUUUUUUUAAACUGUUAUUUUGAUGGAUAAUUUUCUUUGGGUUUAUUUUAUAUAUAAAUAAUGCCUAUUCUGGUCUUGUCCUUGUAUUAACAAUGUUGUAUUAUAAAUGGGAAAGGGUGGCUAUAUAAUUUACAUUGGGCUGUAUUAUUAAUUCUGAUUUUUGAUAUUAAUAUAAAGAACAACUUAAUUUAUUGGUUUUAUUUUACUGAUUACCUUUUUCUGUUUUAUUAAUUGGCCAAUGGCACAGUGUUUUUAACUUAAGUAUUUCAAACCCUGUUAUAGCAUUAUCGCAUAUCAAAAGGUAUAUUAAGAAUUUCAGAAAUUGACGUCUGUAUUUCAGUCACGAAGCUUUUCACGCAAAUACAAGCUACAGCCAUAAUUGUUGUUACAUCGGGAUUGAAAUGAUCGUGUUUUGCUCGCAGGAUAAAUGGUUACCUGUGUUUAGUAUUACCAGAUUGGCGUUUGUUUGUUUGUAUUGUUUUUGCCAGUGAAAAUUAAGUUCAUUUCAAUGUUCAAUUUCUGGUCAUCACAGCAUCCUGUAGAGGAAAACAUUUACUGAACAAACAUUAUUUUUGUUAAUAUACAGUAUAUUUAUAUAUAAAACUCCAAAGUGACCUUACAUAUGUGAAACCAUGAGCUUCACCCAGUAAGAGUAACGCCAAGCUGCACUUGAAUUUUACCAUCCACACACAAAACACUGAUAUUUUUUUUGUUGUGCUACAAACAAAAGCCCAAUGAAACUUUUGUAUGAUUGUUUUUAUACAUUUCUUUUUCUAGUUUGUAUUAUUCUGUGAUGCAUAUUCAACAAGACUGCAGUAGCUCAUGUCAAACACUUAGCAGACAAUCUUUUUUUUAUACAUUUUAUGCCUUUUUUUUUAUACUAGAUUCUGCGCAGUGAUGUUUUAUACGUUCCAAGUUUUCAUGUGUUUUUGUACUUUUGUAUACUGCCUAGUAAAUAAAGUGUUGAUUUUAUUA
Molecule: messenger RNA, 3056 nt
Organism: Thalassophryne amazonica
Lineage: Eukaryota; Metazoa; Chordata; Actinopteri; Batrachoidiformes; Batrachoididae
Gene: myb
Product: v-myb avian myeloblastosis viral oncogene homolog
Exons: 15
Coding region: 102-1925 (607 amino acids)
Biological process (GO): regulation of DNA-templated transcription
Cellular component (GO): nucleus
Molecular function (GO): RNA polymerase II cis-regulatory region sequence-specific DNA binding; DNA-binding transcription factor activity, RNA polymerase II-specific
Source: RefSeq, a predicted model, not a curated record